Messenger RNA from Glarea lozoyensis ATCC 20868, 651 nucleotides. RefSeq names its product Cytochrome c. Gene Ontology annotation, cellular component: mitochondrial intermembrane space. Lineage: Eukaryota; Fungi; Ascomycota; Leotiomycetes; Helotiales; Helotiaceae. The transcript has 4 exons. Gene Ontology annotation, molecular function: electron transfer activity; heme binding. Bases 1 to 651 code for a protein of 216 amino acids. The record is from RefSeq and is a predicted model, not a curated record. Gene Ontology annotation, biological process: mitochondrial electron transport, ubiquinol to cytochrome c; mitochondrial electron transport, cytochrome c to oxygen.
AUGGUACGUUCACUUCCCUUGCUGUUUGCCUGCUUUUUCUGGACAUGGUCACGUCACCGAGAUUGUUGGAUGCCAUUGAACAACAGCAUCGUGGAUUUUGGUUCUGGAACCUGGCAUACCGGCACUUUGAAGGGAGGCGACAACGAUGAAAGUGGUCGAAUUGCUUGGUUGUUUUCCGAGAAGUUGUUGAUGGACUUUGGUCGCCACCAGAGACGAUUAGCUGGCAACUUCGGAACCCAACAACAGCACAUCCACAUCAACUAUCCUCCUCAGAAUUUGUCCGCAGCAGCUUCUAUCAUCAAACCCCUCGAUCCUCAAAAUUCAGAACGUCGGCACCGUCGAGAUACCAAGAAGGGUGCCAACCUCUUCAAGACACGUUGCGCUCAGUGCCACACCCUAGGAGAGGGUGAGGGAAACAAGAUCGGCCCAAACCUCCACGGAUUGUUCGGACGUCACACUGGUCAGGUUGAGGGAUUCUCAUACACCGAUGCCAACAAGGCUAAGGGUAUUGAGUGGAAUACCGGUACCCUUUUCGAGUACCUUGAGAACCCAAAGAAAUACAUUCCAGGAACCAAGAUGGCAUUCGGUGGACUCAAGAAGGAGAAGGACCGUAACGAUUUGAUCACCUUCCUCCGCGAAGAGACCAAAUAG